AUGUCCGCACAACAAAUCGUUGGAAUAGCUGUUCUCAAUUUCUUCAUGCGGCAUAUCACUUCAAAAGUGAUCUCCAUGAUGACUUUGUAUGCACUCAAUAUUGUGUGUCUCAUCAUCCUCCUUUGUGUGAACUACCGUAUUACAAAAGCAUUAGCCGGAACUGGUGCCACACUCUCAACACGAUAUCAAAUCACAGAGAAUAUACGAACUAUAAGAGUGCUUCUUCCUACGGUGCUCUGCGAUGCGCUUGUGUCAGCAGUGGAUGUAUCUGGAGCGCUGUUCUUCGGUCUCGAACACGUGUUCCAAGUGUCAAGAUGUACUGAAGAUCACUAUAUUUCUGCAUUUUAUGGAUUCACUUCGAAGGCCACUCGUAGACUCAUGUUCCGUUACAUUAGCACUUUCAAAUCACGGCACAUUACGCUGAAACUUCUUAAAAGCAAAGCCCUUGCUUGCAGUAUGGGAGAAGUCAAGCCUAGAACAGUGCCCUUCUCACUGACACGCUCCUUUUCACUCUCCACAAAGCCUUGGUGA
Messenger RNA from Cooperia oncophora, 531 nucleotides. The record is from the annotation of a GenBank genome assembly. Lineage: Eukaryota; Metazoa; Nematoda; Chromadorea; Rhabditida; Trichostrongylidae.